AGGGAACUGCGCGCAGCACGCUUCUCGUCAGCCUAACCAAGGCACAAGGGCUUGGGCGGAGGGACAGUGAGCAGACAGACACACGGCGGCCGCGAGCACCGCGCAGGUCAGAGCCAGGCUUGCACCCAGAGGCGGACAGCCGACUGUGCCCGGCGCAAUCUCCUGCGCUCCGCCCGCCCGGCUCCCCUGCCAGCGCCCAGUGGCCGCCGCCUCCAAAGUGAUUGCUGCCUCGCCGCCUCCGCCGGGCCCGGGACCAUGAAGCUACUGCCGUCGGUGGUGCUGAAGCUCCUCCUGGCUACAGUGCUCUCAGCGUUGGUAACCGGUGAGAGCCUGGAGCGAAUUCGGAGAGGGGUGGCGGCCGGAACCCGCAAACCAGACCCUCCCACUGGAUCCACUGACCAGCUCCUGCCCUCCGGAGAUGCCCGGAGCCGAGAGGUCCUGGACUUGGAUGAGGCAAACCUGGACCUUUUCAGAGUUGCUUUCUCCUCCAAGCCGCAAGCUCAGGCCACACCAAGCAAGGAGGAAUAUGGGAAAAGAAAGAAGAAGGGCAAGGGGCUAGGGAAGAAGAGAGACCCUUGUCUUCGAAAAUACAAGGACUUCUGCAUCCAUGGAGAAUGCAGAUAUGUGAAGAAGCUGCGGGCUCCAUCUUGCCUGCAGAAUUUGCCUGACCUUGCUUAUUCCUGCGUUCUGCCUCCAGUCCUGUGUUCGCAGUGCAGAAGGCAGCAAGAAGACACAGGUCUCCUGGUUUGGGGAAGCAUGACAUCUGGCUGCCAGCCAGGUUACCAUGGAGAGAGGUGCCAUGGGCUGACCCUCCCAGUGGAAAACCGCUUGUAUUCGUAUGACCACACAACCAUCCUGGCCGUGGUAGCUGUGGUACUGUCUUCUGUCUGUCUGCUCGUCAUUGUGGGGCUUCUAAUGUUUAGGUACCAUAGGAGAGGAGGCUACAAUGUGGAAAAUGAAGAGAAGGUGAAGUUGGGGAUGACUAAUUCCCAUUGAGAGAGACCUGCACUCAAGGAAUCAGCUGGGGGCUGCUACCUCUGAGAAGACACAAGUUGAUCACAGACUCUGCAGAGGCGAAGGACUUCACAGCUAGCCAUGAAGACUCCUUCAUCCCCAGUUGCUAUCUAGAUUGGGCCUCCCAUAAUUGCUUUGCCAAAAUACCAGAGCCUUCAAGUGCCAAAUGGAAUAUAUCUGAUGGGAUCCGGGUCAGAAGAAAGCAAAAAUGAGGGCCCUUCAUGCCCUUCUGAUUUCCCUCCACCAAAACCCCACUUACCCCCAAAAGUUUGUUUAAACACUUAUCUUCUAGACUCAAAUGCCAGUUCAAUUCCAUAUGCGCCAGGAUCUUUGACUGAAAAAAAAAAGGAGAAAGAAGAAGAAGGAAAGAUUUGUGGACUAGAAGAAAAUAACAAAGAUUGAGAAGCCAUGUACUCAAGUAGCCACCAAGGGAUCUACCAUUUGGACCCUCCAGCGCUGGAUUUGAUGAGCUAACUGUGAAAUACCACAAGCCCAAGAACUCUGAAUUUUGGGACUUCUGCCCAGAUGGAAAAAUAACUUAACAACUAUUUUUUGUUUGUUUGUUUGUUUGUUUGUAAAAUGCCUUUUAAAUUAUAUAUUUAUUUUAUUCUAUGUAUGUUAAUUUAUUUAGUUUUUAACAAUCUAACAAUAAUAUUUCAAGUGCCUAGACUGUUACUGUGGCAAUUUCCUGGCCCUCCACCCCACAUCCCCCAUCAUCUGGCUCAGCACCACACUCAUCUGCCACAAAUAUGAGUGGCUCUGUGACCCAUCUGUAGUAAUUUAUUGUCUGUCUACAUUUCUGAAGAUCUUCCAUGAUCAAAGUGCUGCAGGGGGAGUUGUGUACGGUCAGGAUGUAGGAGUUAACUUUGUCAGAUCCACUCUAUGAGUUGGACUGCAGUCUUGCCUAGGCAAUUUUGUCUACCGUGUGUGUUUUGAAAGCUGACGGUGCUGAUGUCAAGGUGUAACAGAUAUCAGUGUUUCCCUGUGUCCUCUCCUUCCCAAAUCUCAGAAAAGGUUGGGCUCCCAUGCCUGCAGCUUUCCUGGCCCUUCCCCACCAUGGCCUCUGGCCCACAGAAUAGGAGCUCACUCUCCUUUGUGUCAAGACAUUUCUCUCACUCCAGCCAUUCUUCUGGUGCUACUCCACGCAGGGGUCAGUACAGCAGAGAACAGUCUAGAGAAGGUGUUAGCAAAGAAAAAGGCUGAGGAGGAACAGGAAGCGUUGGUGCUGACUGUUCUGGGUAAUUAAUCGAUUACCUGCCAAUGUCUAGACAGAAGGCUGGAGGUGCGGAAGGUUUUUGUGUAAACCCACCCAUCUCACCAAAACUACAAAGGUAUGCUGUCUUGAUCCCUUCUGGAAGUUUCUGGUGCCAUUUUUAAACUGUUACAACCUGUAUUUCCAAACCUGGUUCAUAUUUAUACUUUGCAAUUCAAAUAAAGAUAACCCUUACUCCAUA
Messenger RNA from Loxodonta africana (African savanna elephant), 2468 nucleotides. RefSeq names its product heparin binding EGF like growth factor (gene HBEGF). The record is from RefSeq and is a predicted model, not a curated record. NCBI's taxonomy places the organism in Eukaryota, Metazoa, Chordata, Mammalia, Proboscidea, Elephantidae. The transcript is spliced from 7 exons. The coding region runs from base 256 to 996 and encodes 246 amino acids. Gene Ontology annotation, molecular function: epidermal growth factor receptor binding; growth factor activity; heparin binding. Gene Ontology annotation, biological process: epidermal growth factor receptor signaling pathway; positive regulation of cell population proliferation. Gene Ontology annotation, cellular component: plasma membrane.